GCCAAGGGAGGAGGAGGAGGAGGAGGAGGAGGGCAGGACAGCCGGACACGGGCGGCGAGCGCAGCACCCGCCCCGCGCUCCCACAGCACCCAGCGCCCGCACCCCCGCAGGCUUUGGGGGGGGAGCCCCAAUCCCCCCCCAGGGGCCAUGGGCAUCCAGGGCAUGGAGCUGUGCGCCGUGGCCGUGGUCAUCCUCCUCUUCAUCGCCGUCCUCAAGCAGUUUGGCAUCCUGGAGCCCAUCUCUGUAGAAGACAGCAGUGAUGCUGACGUGGAGCUCCCGACAAUCCGGCACCCGCCCGAGGGGCUGGAGCAGCUGCUGGCUCGGACCAAGUUCACCAAGACAGAGCUUCAAUCCCUCUACCGUGGCUUCAAGAAUGAAUGUCCCAGUGGCCUCGUGGAUGAGGAAACCUUCACACUGAUCUACUCACGGUUCUUCCCUCAAGGCGACGCCAGCUCCUAUGCCCACUUCUUGUUCGAUGCCUUCGACGCCGACCACAACGGGGCUCUCUGCUUCCAGGAUUUCGCCAUGGGACUCUCAGUGCUGCUGCGGGGGACGGAGCAGCAAAAGCUGAAGUGGACGUUUGACCUCUACGACGUAAAUAAGGAUGGCUGCGUCACCAAGGAGGACAUGCUGGAGAUCAUGAAAUCCAUCUAUGCCAUGAUGGGCCGCUGCACUGAGCCCACCCUGGGGGCCAGCGUGCCGGCCCAGCACGUGGAGCUGUUCUUCCAGAAGAUGGACAGGAACAGGGACGGCGUGGUGACUUUCGAGGAGUUCCUGGCCACAUGCGAGGAGGACAAGGACAUCAUGAGCUCCAUGCAGAUCUUCCACAACGUGCUCUAGACCCCGUCCCGCCCUGGAGAUUUUCUACUAUUUUAGACAAACAAGAAGUUCAAAGUCAGGAGAAAUCCAGCAUGUGGCUCCCGGAGAUGGGCUAGGACAAGGACGACAUGUCCCACAGAGCCCCCUAGGCACAGUGCUGCCACCUGCCAGACAGACCCAUUUUGGGGGUCUGAGCCUCCCCUGGACAUCGACUCCCCCUUGGUGGUGCAGGGUCCUGGCAAAGCACAAACCCGACCCCUAGGGCCCCCUGGGGUGGAGGCCUCCAGGACGUGGGGACUGCUUGGGGUGUGAGGACCCUCAGAGAUGGGACCCCCCCCAGGGCAGGGACCCCCUGGGAUGUGGGGGCCCUCUGGGUGGGGGGUCUCCAUAUCAUAACCAUGAAAUGGAGCCCCCAAACACCAACCGAAAGCACACAGUCCCUCCUCCCCCAAACACUCAGGGGACCCACCAUGAAGCACCCUCUCCCAAGAGUGUGGAGAGGGGUGAAUUUUAUAAAUAAACCCAAAUAGUGAUGAUUUAGGCGUGAAAUGGAGUGAAAAAGGAUGUGAGAGACGUGCAAUGUCUAGGUCCCUGUCCUGCUCUCUGUCCCUGCCUGUGUCCCAGUCCCCUCUCCCAGUCCCUGUUCUGCUCCCAGU
Molecule: messenger RNA, 1475 nt
Organism: Prinia subflava (tawny-flanked prinia)
Lineage: Eukaryota; Metazoa; Chordata; Aves; Passeriformes; Cisticolidae
Product: calsenilin-like
Exons: 8
Coding region: 148-840 (230 amino acids)
Biological process (GO): regulation of potassium ion transmembrane transport; negative regulation of transcription by RNA polymerase II
Cellular component (GO): voltage-gated potassium channel complex; nucleus
Molecular function (GO): DNA-binding transcription repressor activity, RNA polymerase II-specific; RNA polymerase II cis-regulatory region sequence-specific DNA binding; potassium channel regulator activity
Source: RefSeq, a predicted model, not a curated record